Messenger RNA from Apus apus (common swift), 6887 nucleotides. It is a transcript of the gene ARNT2, whose product is annotated as aryl hydrocarbon receptor nuclear translocator 2. The coding region runs from base 148 to 2310 and encodes 720 amino acids. Gene Ontology annotation, cellular component: cytoplasm; transcription regulator complex; nucleus. Gene Ontology annotation, molecular function: RNA polymerase II cis-regulatory region sequence-specific DNA binding; DNA-binding transcription factor activity, RNA polymerase II-specific; protein dimerization activity. The transcript has 20 exons. The record is from RefSeq and is a predicted model, not a curated record. Lineage: Eukaryota; Metazoa; Chordata; Aves; Apodiformes; Apodidae. Gene Ontology annotation, biological process: regulation of transcription by RNA polymerase II.
GAUGACAUUUUCUGAGCAGAAUACCAAUGCUGCUACAUUUCUUCCCAGAGGUUUCUGACACUUCUUAUAUGCGGAUAAAAUUUCUCUCCAAGAAGCUUUUGUUUACAGGAAAGAAACAGCAUCUUCGUAAGAGUCUUCCUUAAAGAAAUGGCGUCAGAUAUUCCUGGCUCGGUGGCCUUGCCGGUGGCACCGAUGGCGAGUGGACAAGUGAGGAUGGCAGGAUCCAUGCCUUCACGAGGAGGGAAGCGUCGCUCUGGAAUGGACUUUGAUGAUGAAGAUGGAGAGGGACCCAGCAAAUUUUCAAGGUAUGAUGGUGAUCAAAUCUCUGGUGAUAAGGAAAAGUUUGCAAGGGAGAAUCACAGUGAAAUUGAGAGACGCAGGAGAAAUAAGAUGACACAGUACAUCACUGAGCUGUCUGACAUGGUGCCCACUUGUAGCGCCUUGGCUCGGAAGCCCGACAAGCUGACGAUUCUUCGGAUGGCGGUUUCACACAUGAAAUCCAUGAGGGGCACUGGGAACAAAUCUACUGAUGGAGCUUACAAGCCUUCAUUUCUUACAGAACAGGAACUGAAACAUCUUAUCCUGGAGGCUGCAGAUGGGUUCCUGUUUGUAGUUGCAGCAGAGACGGGAAGAGUGAUCUACGUAUCAGACUCUGUGACUCCUGUGCUGAACCAGCCCCAAUCUGAAUGGUUUGGCAGCACUUUGUAUGAACAGGUUCAUCCAGAUGAUGUGGAAAAGCUGCGAGAGCAACUGUGUACAUCUGAGAACUCUAUGACAGGACGAAUCCUCGACUUGAAGACUGGAACAGUAAAGAAAGAGGGUCAGCAGUCCUCAAUGAGAAUGUGCAUGGGAUCAAGGCGUUCCUUCAUUUGCAGGAUGAGGUGUGGAAAUGCUCCUCUGGAUCAUUUACCCCUGAACAGAAUAACCACCAUGAGAAAAAGAUUCAGGAAUGGCCUUGGCCCAGUAAAAGAAGGUGAAGCCCAGUAUGCUGUUGUCCAUUGCACUGGCUAUAUCAAGGCUUGGCCACCAGCAGGAAUGACUAUACCAGAGGAAGAUGCUGAUGUGGGACAAGGUAGCAAGUAUUGCCUCGUGGCAAUAGGAAGGCUGCAGGUAACCAGCUCUCCAGUUUGCAUGGACAUGAAUGGCAUGUCGGUCCCAACUGAGUUCUUGUCUAGGCACAAUUCUGAUGGAGUCAUCACCUUUGUCGACCCAAGGUGCAUCAGUGUCAUUGGCUACCAGCCCCAGGAUCUUCUGGGGAAAGAUAUUUUAGAAUUCUGCCAUCCUGAAGAUCAAAGCCAUUUGAGGGAGAGUUUCCAACAGGUUGUGAAACUGAAAGGUCAGGUCCUGUCUGUGAUGUAUCGUUUUCGUACCAAAAACCGGGAGUGGAUGCUGAUCAGAACCAGCAGCUUCACAUUUCAGAAUCCUUACUCUGAUGAGAUUGAAUACAUCAUCUGCACCAACACUAAUGUCAAACAACUUCAGCAGCAGCAAGCAGAACUUGAAGUACAUCAGAGAGAUGGGCUGUCCUCCUAUGACUUAUCUCAGGUGCCUGUUCCAAGUAUACCAGCUAAUGUUCAUGAGGGUGGAAAGUCUGUGGAAAAGCCUGAUGCUAUUUUCUCCCAAGAGAGAGAUCCUAGAUUUGCUGAGAUGUUUGCUGGAAUAACUGCUUCAGAUAAAAAAAUGAUGGCCUCAGCAUCCACAGCAGGAAACCAGCAACUUUACUCACAGGGAAGCCCAUUUCAGCCCGGACAUUCAGGAAAGACUUUCAGUUCAUCUGUGGUACACGUCCCUGGUGUGAACGACAUCCAGUCUUCUUCAUCAACAGGCCAGAAUCUGACACAGAUAUCUCGCCAGCUAAACCAGAGUCAGGUUGCCUGGACAGGAAAUCGCCCACCGUUUCCAGGACAGCAAAUUCCGUCUCAGUCUGGCAAGGCUCAGUCAUCUCCCUUUGGGAUUGGAACAAGUCAUACCUACCCAGCUGAUCCAUCAUCCUACAGUCCCCUUUCCAGCCCAGCCACCUCUUCUCCAAGUGGGAAUGCCUACUCCAGCCUAGCAAACCGAAGUGCAGGGUUUGCUGAAGGUGGCCAGAGCAGCAGCCAGUUCCAGGGGAGACCUUCUGAAGUCUGGUCCCAGUGGCAGAGCCAACACCACAACCAGCAAAGCAGUGACCAGCAUUCACACCCACAGCCCAGUCAGACCGAGGUGUUCCAGGACAUGCUGCCCAUGCCUGGGGAUCCGACGCAGGGUACUGGCAAUUACAACAUUGAAGAUUUUGCUGACCUGGGCAUGUUUCCACCGUUUUCUGAGUAGCCUGUGAAGCAGGAAUGGAAGUUGUUCUCCAAGGCCAUUUCAGUGUAAUUUUGGCUCUGCUUUUUCUGUGUUGCAUUUCUGUAGAAGCUACUAAACCAGAAGACACAUUUCUCAUGUUCCAGGUAGUGGUGUAGGGCUUGCUCUCUCCUCCUUGGGCUGCUUCAGUGCCAACAGAGGAGCCCCAGCACUUGUGAGUGUUCAUUGACAGCUCCAUUUAUUUUCUUCUGUUUUUUGUUUUAUUGUCAUCUACCUCAGAGAUGAAAAACUUUUCUUGAUUAAAAACAAAUAAUAAUCUCUGAGUCUUACAUAUUUGAAUGUGAAUGAUGCCUAAUAUUUCCUUUGAAUGGUAAUUUUUCAAUAGAUAACAAAGUAACAAAGACUAACAGAAAAAAGGUAAGGCAGUGUCUUGUUACAGUGUCUACCACUCAAUUUCGAUGCCUUGCUUUAAGCUUAAGUUUCUGGAAACAGACACAAUAUUCUGUUUUCUUUGAUUCUUGUAGGUUUUAGGUCACUUUAAAUGUGAGAAUAAGCAACAUAAUGUAGGCCUCUCUCACCAGAAGAUUCAGCUCCGCCUUUUCUAACUUAAACUUGAAUGUGUGUACAUUUUGGUACUUUAUGUAUAUCUUGUGCUGUAUGAAGUGAUUUCCUGAGGUACUGGUUUCUUUUGCUUUUACAGAGGGUCCAUUCUGGAGUGUACUGGAAAGGUUGACAAUAUAUGUGAAGGAUUUAGAUACCGUGGGAGUCUUCAUCACUUCACAUAGGUGUUCUUACUUUUAAUUCAGGUUGUUCUCUAUCCAGAACAAACAUUUGCUCACAUAAGCUACUUGUAUGUUUUUGCACUGAACUGAGGCCUAUAACUCUAUACAUUUCUCACUGGCUGCUUUAAUUUCUAUCGUUCUUGCUUUCCCAAAAAUAUUGCCUCGUAAAGAAAUGACUGUAAACACAUCAAGGUUGCAUUUUCUAUAUAAGCUACGUUUUCUUUCUGUGAAGUACUUUUUUAUACUGUGAAACCUCACAUUUUAACAGUGCAAGGUGGUGGCCUAGUACUAGGAAAUCGUUCAAGCUCAUUUGCUGCAAGCAGUGAGAUGGUUUUGUAGUGCAUAAUUUUUUUAGAGAGAGUUGGUAUUAGAUAUCAAUUGGACUGUUGUCCACUGCGUACACAGUGAUAACUUGAAUUUCUGCUUGGAUUCCCAAGCAAUCACUUCUGUUAAACCCCAUUAACCCUAUUCUGUUAAAUAUGGGAUUUUCAGCUUACCAAGUAUGUUGAGGACUCUUGCCUAAUCUGAAUGCUAUAUGCUUUUCCAGAGAGGUAAGUUAAUCACCUUGCUCCUGGGCAAGUCACCUACCAUAUGUCUUCAUCAGAAAAGCGGUAGGAUGUUUUUGAUUCAGGAUUUCAUAUGCAUGAAGAGUUACAGAGGUUUGGUUGGCAGGUCUGUGUUUUUAUCUGGAUGAUUUCUUCGGGGAUGGGAGGGGAAAGAAUCACUCUCAAGGGACAAGGACCCCGAGUUCUUCAUGCAGGUUGCUCAUAACCUUUCAGGCUGGAUGGUGGUGGCCAACCUUUGCAGAGGAGGAAGGGGGCAGCUUCCUUCAGCCUUUGUGUGUUCAGGGGCCAUCAUGGAGCUUGAAACAGCAACCCCAGGGCAUAGCCCCCAUCUAGAAGAUCUCAGUGUCUGCAACAGUUCUUAGACCCAAGGUCUCCCUUCUUGUAGCUCUUCUGGAAUGCUGGGGUGCCUCUGAUGGGGUGCACUGUGCACAUCACCGCAGUCCGUCUUGUCAGGAUAAUGUCUAGACUAGCAGGCAGGCCCCUGUCUUGCAUUCUGCUCUGGCCACACAGGUCUCAUGCAGCUGGUCUGCAGCCAACACCGCCUGGGGACCCAGCUUUAAGACUUACCCACAUGGUGAUGUUCCCAUCUGACUUUGCUUUCCUGGCCUUUUUUGAGAACAGCAUGUAGUUUUCAGUAUCCAGGAAGAGUCCUUCCUACUGUUUCUCUCACUAAAUCUGGGACCAAUCUCUUACCCUGCAUGCAAGUGGGGCUAGGGACUCUCUUUUUAGGGUUGUUUUUUUUUUUAUAUCUCUAGAUGCAGUGCAGGAAAGGCCUCAGGUAGCCUGGUCUGUACUUGCCUCAGCAAAAUCACACUAAGAACAAAAAAAACAACCUCAUAUCUCUUCUAUCUUUUCCCAGGGAUUGGGAAAAUACCUUCUUAGGUGAGCAAGCCAUGUGCUUACACACUGUUCUUUUAAAUACAUGGGUGUUUAUUCUCUUGGAGCCUUCUCCCUUUCCACUCGGGCUGCUCAGCUGAGUGGCUGCUCAUUGAAUUAGAUAAGCAAAGCUCUGCUGUCCCAGAGUGAAAUUCAUUGAUGUCUGUGAAAGGUGCCUGAAUUCUGCGCUGGCUGGAGGGAGGUGGUUGAUGUCUGCACAGUGGGAUGUGCUUUCAAAGGGGCUGACCACACCAGAGAGAGCAGUAGAUGAGCAGUUUAGUUUACAUCUCUCCUUGACAUGAUAAACAUCAGUUCUUCUAAAAUGUUUUUUAAAAUGUUUAUCUGUAAAGAGAAAAAAAAAUGCUGUUCCUCUGUUUUAUUUUACCCAACAAACUGCUCAAAGUAAAUUUAUAAUUAACCUCUGUUCCCAAAUUCAAUCAAAAAGUAAAUUCCUCAAAGUAAUUUUCUUUCUCCUAAUCUCAGUGAUGGCAACUUCCUCAGCGUGUCAUGGUUUUUAUACUACUGUAGGAGGCUUCUUGUGUACAGAAUUUGGCUGUGCCGUUAGAAGAGCACUGUUAGCAGAAUUUCAAGCACAUCUCUCUUUUUUUGUUGUUCCUUUUUGAAAUAGGGUAUUAUGUUUUUUAAGCCAAUAUGUCUGAGGCAUCAGAGCAUGGACUGCUGCUCCCUUUGUAGACCACUCCUGCCUUUCUGGUUGUGAAAGGAGGUAACUACUCUGUCUUCAGGGGCAGUCUGGAUAGUGCCAGGUUUGGGGUUUCCCUGUGAGCCAUUGUCAUCUGCUGUUUCUGUUCUGCCACCCCGAGCCUUUGCUUUCUUGGCAUUUCCACCCUUCCUUACCUCCCUUCCCAUUCCCAGCCAUCCCAUCUCUGUGGCACUUCCCCAUGCCCAAGCGGGAGGCGUUGGGUCUCAGUUCCCAAACCAGUGAGGAGGGAGCACUUCAUGAGCCUGAAGUCUGGCAACUUUGUGCUUCUGACCAAGCCAACGAGCACGUUCAGCGUUUGCUGCUGCUGCUGCUGCUGGGCACCCUGCUCUGCCCUGGCCCUCUGCUGCCGUCCUGUCAGUGGCUUCUCCUCUUAAACAACCUCCUCCCAGGUCUUGUGGCCAAACAAAGCUGCGUAGCAUUGGCUGUGCUGUAUCUUUUUGUCACGUGUUUCGUUACUAAAGGCAACUUACUUAUUCUAUAGCUGAAGUUAUCAAGUGCAUUUGGAAUGCUAACGUUUUUAUUAGGUGCCCUUGGUGUAGCUUUGCUGGCCCUUUGGCUGCCAGUUUCCACUAUUUCACAGGUGGUGGGUUUUUAUUUCUGUUGUGGUUUUUAAGCUGGAAGUAAAGCUGUGAUUUCUGAUCAAACUGUGCUGCGAACACCGUGUUUCUUGAAAUUGAAUCUUUUGGUUUUUAAACUGAUGGAGCAAGAAAUGCCAAAUAGUAAUGGUCUGGGUGAGUUAUUUCAAUGAGCGGUCACGUAGACUGAGAUUUUAGACACUAAAGUAUUUACAUCAUUUAUGCAGACAAGUUUAACAAGAGGGACUCCAUCACAUCCCGUGUUAAAAGUGCUACUGGCAGUAUCUACAGUGAUGCUUUAACCAGAUAGUUCCAUUUGUAGCUUUGUUGGCUCUUUGGGUUUUUUUUCUUUUGAAGUACAGUAUGAAACUGUAAAUACUUCUUGCAGUGCUGCCUUUUUAACUCUUAAUUACUUUUGGCACAGUGUUAAAUAGUGUUGGAUUUACCCAAUUGCUAUGACAUAUAUUUUUAUACAUAGGUGUACUCUUUUUUCGAGAAUAAUACAGCCAUUUUGUCAUUAAUGCCUUAUUAGUGUCAUACUGCUGUUGCUCUUUGUUUGCAAGGUAUCGAGUGGACUAAUUUCUAGUUCAGAUAUUUUCACUUUUCCUGGCAGUGCUCAAGUUUGGCUUCAGGUAAUUUUUGCCAGAGUCCCAUUUUUCACAGUUGUUGGCUGUGAGUGAAGGAGGAUGUGGGCUUGUUUUUGUUAAUGGAGCAAAGAAAAGGUGAUGGCAUCUAAUUGUCUUUAAAAGGUCAGUCUUUUCCUACUCCAAACCGGAGUGCAUUUCAUGAAGCUGAUGGCUGUGGGCACUGAUUACUUUGUGUAGAGUAAUGGUCUUAAAAAAAUAAAAAAGGAAAAUUAAACAACUCCAAAAAUGGGUUUCUGUCAUUGUUAGGCACUUGGUUACUUAUCUGUUUAAACUCUUCAGAUUGAUGUGAAAUUGUGCUGUGGAUAAAGUGUAUUUUGUACUUCUGAAUGUUCUAUAUUUAUGACUAACAAGUACAGAAUCAGUUGUGUGUAUGUAUAACUAAUAACUGCCUUUUUAAAUUUCAUUAAAAUAAAAAUGUCAUGAGCUGUUGUUAA